This is a messenger RNA of Sinocyclocheilus grahami, 1022 nucleotides long. Its product is annotated as ADP-ribosylation factor-like protein 2-binding protein. Gene Ontology annotation, biological process: positive regulation of tyrosine phosphorylation of STAT protein; maintenance of protein location in nucleus. The transcript has 4 exons. The record is from RefSeq and is a predicted model, not a curated record. Bases 87 to 452 code for a protein of 121 amino acids. Gene Ontology annotation, cellular component: mitochondrial intermembrane space. Lineage: Eukaryota; Metazoa; Chordata; Actinopteri; Cypriniformes; Cyprinidae.
UUCAUGCAAUUCACCCAACCGAAUUAUAAUGGACACAUGCGAUUUUCUUCACAGAGGAUGAAUUCCAACAUCUUCAGCAGUCGUUCAUGGAGAAAUAUUACCUUGAGUUUGAUGACUCCGAGGAGAACAAGCUCAGCUAUACACCUAUUUUUAAUGAAUAUAUUGAAAUCCUAGAAAAACAUCUGGAACACCAGUUGGUGGAGCAAAUUCCUGGAUUCAAUAUGGAUGUCUUCACCCAUUCACUUAAACAGCACAAAGAUGAAAUCUCAGGUGACAUACUAGACAUGCUACUCACUUUCACUGACUUUAUGGCCUUUAAAGAGAUGUUCAUUGAUUACAGAGCAGAAAAGGAGGGUAGAGGAUUGGACCUUAGUACCGGACUGGUGGUGAAGUCUUUAAAUUCUGCUUCUGCUUCAACUCUGACCUCCAGCAUGGCCUCACAAUCGAACUGAACCAAUGGGCAUUUCAUGUAAAUGAUCAGUCAACACAUGAUUAUUCCCAUGUAUAUUUAGAUGAAUAUUUAUUGAAAAUUCCUUUCUGACUCAUCCCAAAACAAACAGACACUGUUAUACUAACUUGACAGAAGGGAAUCGGUGUUUAAUUUAGGUUAAUGUUUAAACGUAACAUUCAGGUUAACUGUCAGGUAUGACUCCUCUUUAGCAGUAUUCAUAUGAUCUGUCUCAAAAUCCAGACUCCGUGUGGAUCAGUCUUUCAUAUCUUGUUGGCCUACAGCGCAGCAAAACACUAUUGCUGUUUCUGACCAAACUGAUGUAGAAAACUGUAAUGAGCAUGCGAGUAUCUCAAAGCUGCCACUUUAUUGCACUUUUUUAUAGAACCCCUUCAUUUUAAUGGUUAAAUCCUUAUACACCAUAAUGUACCAAAAUAAUUCCUUUCACUUGACAAUCAUAAAGGGCUUUUCAUUACAAAAGUAUUAUACAAUGUGCAUAUGACAACAGUUCUAAAAGACCCGUUUUUCAUUUACAAGACUUGCAGUUUCCCCAGGUGAAAUAUUACAGAAUAAA